Messenger RNA from Adineta steineri, 435 nucleotides. The record is from the annotation of a GenBank genome assembly. Lineage: Eukaryota; Metazoa; Rotifera; Eurotatoria; Adinetida; Adinetidae.
GAUUAUACAGGUGCAAUUGCUUAUCUUGAAUUUUGUCGUCAAAGUGAAAAAGAAGUAAAAGAUCUUGAUCUUUGGCUAGCAUUUGCAGCAUUUCAUGCUGGUGAUUAUCAACGAGCAAGUGAUAAACAUAAUGCUAUAAUUCAGCAAUUCUCAUUAAUCGACUGGUCCGGUAAACCUUUGAAAUUGGAAGUAAACAACAAAUAUGACUAUAUGACUUUAGUGACAACUGAAAGCUGGGCAACGUUAAUUAAAAAUAUACUGAUUGCAGCUAUUAAGCCAAAAUGUAUUCCAAUUAAAUUAAAAAUUGAAACUGUUAAAGAUGAAAUUAAUCGUACGAUUAUAUCAGCGGAUAAUAUUAAACAAAUUCAUUAUGCGUAUCAACAAUUUAUAAUCAUUGGUUAUCUAUUACAUCCUUCUUAUCUGCAUAUCGAAUGA